CCCUCUGUCCAGGCUCUGAAAGCCAUCAUUGCCAUGGAUACGGCUGGCUUGCUUCUGGGCUGGAGGUUCUUGGAUCACGCUGCUCAUCUCGGAGGAGCCGCCUUUGGAAUGUGAGUGGUGCAAGUCGUGACUCGGCCCAAAUGUGACCUGUGGUGGUGGUGUGCUUCAGCUGGUACAUCCUGUGGGGCCACGAGCUCAUCUGGAAGAAGCGCGAGCCCCUGGUCAGAUUGUGGCACCAGUUCAGGACGGGCGGCGGCGGCGGCGUGUGACCCCAGACCCGGCUCUCUGUGGCCCUGAUUGUUUGGAAUAUUUCAAUAAACUGAGACGUGAAGUUCCUACUCACUUCCAAAAGUGCUGCUGGGGGCGGGGCCUGCAUGUUGAAACAGACUCGCGCAGAUUGUAUGUUGCACUUGAAAGCUCGCUCGGAUGGAGCCAGUCAUUAUGACUUGUGCUGCCGAGACAUGACGUCAGUUCUCUUGAGAGUCAAGGUCGCGCGCACCACUCGCACGGACAAGUUGACGUGACUUGCCACUGGCGGGAGCCUCGAGCACCUCGUGUCCCCAAGUCUGGCGCCGGUGGAGGGGCUUUCACUGCGUCUCCCCGCAGUGCCAGAUGUUCUCCUCGUCCGAUCCUGACCCAGAAGCUACUCCUGAUGCUCCCACCUCCUCUUGUUUCUCCUCCUCCGAGAGGGGCGGGUCCCUCCGCCGUCCUGGCUUCCACACUUUCUUUUCUUCCCUUCGAGGUGACGCGGUGCGCAGCUGCUGUUCAACUCGGAGCGGAACCUGGCUGCUCAACAACUGGGACGCGGGAGCGGGAGGACGUGGACGUUCUUCUGAGGUACACGCGCGCUCGGGGUCUGGUCGCGUGCGGCGGCGCCCUCUGAGUAGCCGAUCCACCGGUUUGGUCGGUGGCACGAUGACAUGCGACGUGUUGGACACGAUGGAGUUAUGAGCCGCGAGGAAGUGAUGACGCGCUCCAGCGGAGCGACAGCGAGCUGAAGAGCUUGGCUGUGGUGGGAUGUCAUCGCAUCAUGCCGGAGGGGUCACAGCACGGCAGCCAGAGGUCACUGAUCAACACUGCGGAAACAUGGCGGAGCUCGCUGUCAUCGCUGAGCGCCAUGGCUGACGAGAUGAUGUCAUCAGACCGAGGCGGCUCCUCCGGUCCAGCGUCCCUCUCCUCGUCCACCUCCUCCGUGUCCCUGCACGAAGCCUCCCGCUCCUCGUCCUCAUCGUCUUCGUCGUCCUCUUGGCUGUCGCCGAUCUCCGACAUCAGUCUGGACCUGAGGCCCCUGGAGGCAGCGGGGGACGGGGCCCUGCUCCCGCCGCCCGCCCGCCAACUGUCGCGCCGGGAGCGCGUGCUCCUGGAGAUCGUGGAGACGGAGCAAGCAUAUGUUCGGGACCUGAAGAGCGUGGUGGAGGACUAUCUGGGGCCCAUUGUGGACUGCAAGGCUCUGCCUCUGAGCUCAGAAGAUGUCAGCACCUUGUUCUGCAACAUCGAGGACAUCUACCAGUUCAACAGAGACUUGUUGGAGGACUUGAAAAGAAGUGGCCACGCUGCUGCCAUCGCCGAGUGCUUUGUUGAAAGAAGUGAAGACUUUGAUAUCUACACACUUUACUGUAUGAACUAUCCCAACUGUGUGUCCCUCCUGCAUCAGUGUCUGAAAAACGACACCAUCUGUGGUUUCUUCACCGAGAGACAAAGCAGUCUGAACCAGAGUUUGCCUGUGGAGACGUACCUGCUGAAGCCGGUGCAGCGGAUCCUCAAGUACCACCUGCUGCUGCAGGAACUCUGCCGACACGUGGAGCCCAGUGACCCUGGCUUCCAGGUGGUGGAGGAGGCCCUGGUCACCAUGACGGCCGUGGCCUGGUACAUCAACGACAUGAAGCGAAGACAGGAGCUGUCCGUCCGACUGAAGGAAAUUGAGGCGUCGCUGGUGAACUGGACUGGACCCAGUCUGGCUGGCUUUGGUGAUCUGCUUCUGGAAGGUUCUUUCAGAGUCCAGAAGGUGAAGAAGGAGCGAGCGUUCUUCUUGUUUGAGAAGAUGCUGUUGAUCACCAAGAAGAAGCUCCAGCGCUUCGUCUACAGCUCCCACAUCUUCUGCUGCAACCUGGCGCUGGUGGAAACGCUGAAGGAGCCGCUGAGUUUCCGCGUGUGGGACCAGAACAUCCUGAAGGAUCAGCACACGGUGCAGACGAGAAACCAAGAGGAGAAAAGGUUGUGGGUUCACUUCCUGAAGAAAGUGAUGGUGGAGAAUCAUCCGGCAUCGCUGCCACACAAGGCCAGAAGAUUGCUGGGGAACCAGUGUGUGUCCGCCCGCUCAGAGCCGCAGCAGUGCUCCACACGAGCGCCGGAGCGCUCUCCAGCGCAUCAGCGCAGCCGCCGUCACUCAGAACCUCAAGGUCUGCUGCUGCCGUCCACUCCGGAGAGGGGCAGGAGGGGGCGCCACCUGUUGCUGGACAGAAGCUCGUCUCACAGAGUGUGCAGGAGGCGCUCAGAUCCAGCAGAUCUGAAGAGCGACGGCCAGGCUACACCCGGUGACGUCACGUCCUGUGUCCUCCAGCUGAAGGCUGAGCCCCAUGGUGACCAGCCGAGGGAGCAGGAGGAGGAGGAGGACUUGGCCUACGUGGCCCCGCCCACACUGUCAAUCACUGAGGAGAUUCUGGAGAUCAUCGACCAGCAGACGAGAAGCCGAGAGACACCCCACUCUCCUCCCAAGCCUGUGAUUCUGGAACAUCUAGGACAGGUUCCGGAUCCUCCUCCAGAGCUGGAUCAUGACGCCACUUCUGUCCCUCAAGAAGCUGCGCUGCUGACAGACACGGAGGACAGUUGUCCCACAGUGGCCCACCACCAUGGCCAGAUGGAAGCCAGCGGUGCUCUCCACCAGAGUGACUCCAGCGAAGAUCGUGGAGUGCUGGGCCACUCACAGAGGCUGGCGGAGGAGCGGUUGGAGCUCUCUGAGUCCCUCAGCCUGACCAGCACCUCGCUCAGAGACCAGAGUCAAGACAGUGAACCGUGCGGCUCCAGGCGUGAGUGUGCCACCAGCGCCUCCCGCCUGGACCAGAGCCAGGUGGAGGAGGUCCGACACUUCCUCAGCUCUGAGUUUACUGGAGAUGAUCAGGGACCUGGAGCAUCAAGGAGCAGAUCUUUGGAACCGCCCCACUGUGAGAGCAAGAGUCAAACCGCAGGACCGGAUCACCCGACUCCAGAGGUGGACCAGGCACCCCAUCCCGGCCAACCUAGCCCUUCGAUGUGGAGGCCUACGACGCGACAAGUCGUGAAAGACAGUGGACCGUCAAAAUCUGGAGCGGAAACCGAAGAUAUGGCUCAGGAAGCUCCAGAGACGCUGACCAUAGAGGUCCAAGCCGAUGUUAAAGCUGAGUCCUGCGUGCAGGAACAGACCGGGCCAGGCUGGAAUCAGGUCAGUGAGACUGACACCAAGCAGGACCUGACCGUGCACCAGGGUCUGGGCUCCUACCUGGAGGGUAUCAAGCUGUUUGAGUCAAGCACCACCAGUGACUGUGACCCAGUGGUGAUCCAGAACUCAGAGCGGAUUCUGAACCGGGUUCAAACCCUGGCUCGGAUGUACAGCCGCUGGAAUGCAGGAGUUAAGGUCCCCACCAACCAAAGACCAAGGUCCUGGGGGUCACGAAGUUCUGCUUCUCCCACAGGCUCUGACCAUGAUCUGUUCCAGUCGAAAACAGAAGCCCAGAGCAAUCAGAACCAAGCAGGGUUGGACAAGAACCAGGUAUCUCCACUGAGCCCAGAGAUCUCCAGCCCAGCUGGCCAGCAAGAGAAUGCGAGCCGACUCAAGUCCCCACCCUCUGGGGCCCACAGAGCGACUCUCUCCAGGCCAAGGGACUUCCUCACCCUGAUCCCCGCAGUGCGCUCGGACGUCCCAAGAAUUCCGAGCCAGGAUCUGUCUCCGUGGAAGGUUGUCAGCUGCAGCAUGGAUCCAAGAGAGACCACAGCCCAAGAACCAGCACCAACCCGGGCCACACUGGAUGAGAACCACCAGGAUGUUAGGGGCUAUGACUCGACACAGAGCCACACACAAGCUGCGCUGGGGAAACCCACCCAGACUGAGGCCAGGAGGAGUCCUCACAAGAGAGCCCAACUCCCUGCCAGCAGCUGCCGGCAGCCGCACUGCUCUGAGCCCGGAUCCUCUCGAACCCCGCAUGCUCCCUGUUGCGCAUCUAGAGCGUCUCGCCGGCCUGAGGACGGCGCCCGGCCUCAGAUCCCGGUUCUUGCUGGAUCUCCGGCGCCUUCACAGUCAAGAGCCUUCCCGUCUCGGCCGGACCCUUCGACUGAACCCUCAGGGCCACGCCCCCCGUCAACGUUUGCCAGGUCUCUGGCAGCCUCCCACAUCAGCCAGUCUAUCAAUCAAAGCAUUGCCAAAAGGCACUCUGGCCGGACUCCUUCAACUUUGACUCUUCAGCAGCAGCAUCAGGGGUUGGUCACAUGCCCCACCCCUCCUCCUGUCCCUCUUUUCUCUAGCAGCAGGACCGGGAGCCUCCACAGAAGUUGGAGCGCUCAUCACCUGCAGGGACCCAGGGUGGAGCGCCGUGAGCUUCCAGCCAGUACCAUUACACAUAUCCCAGCCCCACAGCCCAGGAGCUCUGUAUCUGGAUCACCCUGGACCCCUUCUGAAGCCCCUCCAGGAUCGGGCUCUCCUCCAACCCGAGGACAGAAGCCCACAUCCUCAGUGUCUCCAGCGAAGGAAGGUACCAACACCACACCACCCUCUUCACGGUCGGACUCUGGGGACCACAUAGGCAGUGGCUCUUGGGAGGGCCCCCCAGAAAGGUGCUCUCCAGGAGCCCAGGAGCAGCAUCUGGACGAAGGUCACUGCCGCAGUCAGCUGAUCUGUCCCUACAUCAUGCCAGCCUGCCCGGGCAGAGCCUCCAUCUGUUUGGAGCAGGACCAGCGCCCUCAUCAAGCCAGUGUCGAGGCGAGCAGCCGCCACGCUGCUGCAUGCGGCAGGCCGGCCCUCGUGCGCGCCAGCUAUGCCACCACUGUAAACUUGCAGAUCACCAGCAGGGGGUGCAUCACGUCCUUCAGCACUGCCCGUCUCAGUCUGUCUCCAAGUCAGCAGAAGAACUUCGGAAAUGUCCGAGUACCAGGAGGAGCCGAGGAGAAGGUCAGUGGGGUCAGCCGCCAUGGACCCCCGCCACUUUGAAAUGCACCCGUCUUCGUCUUUUCCUUGGAACAAGACAUGAAAAAGGGCCAAGUCCUUCAUGGAUUCAUGGACAGUGUCCACUGAUAAGGGACCAACCAGAAGUGAAACGUACUUGUUCUUUGUUUAUUCAGUCGGUUAUGGUUUAUGUACUUGUUUCAUUGCCGCUUCUCUAUUUAUUUGUUAUAUUUCUGGCAUCAACCGAUCCCUGAUGUUUUUGAAAUAAAUGUAUUUUCCACCACUUUAACAGCACCUGAAUCCGAGCUUCACCAAAACACAAGCAGUCAGACACUGCCCCAUGUCCGAGGAGCAGUAUGCCUCGACACUUGCUGGAUGAUCUCACCGUCAGCCAUGGUGCUGCGUAGUUUGAACCCACCCCCCUGCUAUUCCCGGUAUAUUGUUCAAUGAAUGCUCAAGACCUCCACCCAGUAUAUGUGCUGUCUGGGAGAGGACCAACACUAGUUUGCACCUCACACAGUGUGGACUGGAGGUCCAGGUGUCCUCGGUCAGGGAGACACCUCCAUCUGGCUUCCCAUGCUGCCGUGUCAUCGCAUGUGUGACGGAAGCCCACUUGUUUAGUGGGUUGAGGGAAGUCAUCUCCAGCUCGACUGAUAUUGAAGGUUUGGGGAACUGAGGCUGGAGAAGUGCACUUUUUUUUUGCAAUGACGGUGAUAUUUGCUUCUGAGAAAGAUCAUCGUGGACAGCCAUGCGGGUGGGCAGAGUGACUGGGGUUUCCAAACAUGAGAAGUCUCGCUCCAGUCUGCAGCUGUGCUCACCCGGUCCUUUCAUUCACGCCCUGCUCCAUCUGCAGGCUUCAGCUCCUGUCACUGAGUUACGAUGGAGUUUCUUCUGGAUUUCCUUUCGACCCACACAGUUGUG
Molecule: messenger RNA, 6052 nt
Organism: Synchiropus splendidus (mandarinfish)
Lineage: Eukaryota; Metazoa; Chordata; Actinopteri; Syngnathiformes; Callionymidae
Gene: plekhg2
Product: pleckstrin homology domain containing, family G (with RhoGef domain) member 2
Exons: 21
Coding region: 1031-5176 (1381 amino acids)
Molecular function (GO): guanyl-nucleotide exchange factor activity
Source: RefSeq, a predicted model, not a curated record